UACAACCCAACUGCAACUGGCAGUCACGAAUGCUGAUUUAAUAAGGGUCGCAAUGAAGGAACAAAUUUUGUGAAGAGCUCUCCGUGAAUUGUGACUCUGGAGAAAAAGGAAAAGCAGCUGCCAAAAAGCUCUUCCGUAACUUCCAGUGACAGUAAGCUCCUGCUGAGGCCCUGUGCUCCAGCAGAUAGCGAACUUCAGUUGUUCGUUUGUUUGUUUGUUUGUUUUAUAUAUCUCACUUUUUUUGUCCAACGCCCGCCAUGUCCACUCACGACAGCAGCAAUGACCCGCAACAAGAAACCUCCUUGUCCCAGGACGGCUGCUAUGUCGGCCUGACCAGCUCCCCGCUCAACUUGCAAUCCGUCACCGAUCGUGUCCGCUCCCCGCAAGCAGGCGCCAUCGUCUUGUUCGCAGGCAUGUCCCCGUCUCCUUCCCCCGUCAUCUCUCCUCCACCCUCUCUGCCAGAACAUGAGAAGAAAAAAAGCUCACACUGCAUUUUGUCUUUAGGAACAACUCGUGACAGCUUCGACGGCAAACCCGUCAAAGAACUGCAGUACACGGCCUACCCCGCUCUGGCACUGCGCACCAUGAUGGAUAUCUGCUCCACCAUCAAGACCAAGCACGGCCUGAAGGGGAUAGCCAUGAUCCACCGGCUGGGGGUGGUGCCCAUUGGGGAGGAGAGCAUCCUGAUUGCUGUGUCGGCGCCUCAUCGGCAGGCCGCGUGGCGGGCAGGGGAGGAUGCACUGGAGGAGUGUAAGGCGAGGGUGGAGGUGUGGAAGAGGGAGGAGUUCGAGGCUGGGGAGGGGGUGUGGAGGGCUAACAGGGAUGGGAUCAGGGGAGAGAGGGUUGGGUGA
This is a messenger RNA of Chaetomium strumarium, 851 nucleotides long. Its product is annotated as Molybdopterin biosynthesis MoaE. Gene Ontology annotation, cellular component: cytosol. Gene Ontology annotation, biological process: Mo-molybdopterin cofactor biosynthetic process. The transcript has 3 exons. The coding region runs from base 258 to 851 and encodes 197 amino acids. Lineage: Eukaryota; Fungi; Ascomycota; Sordariomycetes; Sordariales; Chaetomiaceae. The record is from RefSeq and is a predicted model, not a curated record. Gene Ontology annotation, molecular function: molybdopterin synthase activity.